AUGCGGGCAGUUGAAACGGGCCGUGGAUCUGGGGAAACAGACAAGGCCACCGCCCCAAAAACGGAGCAGUUAAUCCGCUCCGACCGAGCCACUGAGUCCAUUCCUCCACUCCAACUCCGAAGCAGAGCUGAAGCUCCCUUAUCGGCGCGCCACUUUCACCCACCCGCUUCGAGGCCUUUUCACUCUUUCGUCUUCAGGUUGUCAGUGGUCGCCAUGUAUUACAACUACUCUUAUGGUGUCGUGACGACCGCCUUCGUGGUGGUCGGGUUGUAUAUGCUCUUCCAGGGAGAUGGUGAAGCUUUCAAUGUCGGCCGCUUCCUAGAGGAGGUAUCUCCUUACGCCUGGGCCAACAUUGGUAUCGGUUUGUGUAUUGGUUGUUCGACGAUUGGUGCUGCAUGGGGUAUCUUCCUCACGGGCUCUUCGAUCCUCGGUGGUGGUGUGCGGGCACCCCGAAUUCGCACCAAGAACUUGAUUUCCAUCAUUUUCUGCGAAGUCGUGGCUAUCUACGGUGUCAUUAUUGCGAUUAUCUUCUCCGCGAAGCUCUCUCCGGUCCCCGAGAGCCAGCUCUACACCCAGAACAACUACUACACGGGUUAUGCUCUGUUUUGGGGAGGUAUCACCGUCGGAUUCUGCAAUCUGAUCUGCGGUAUCUCAGUCGGUAUCAACGGUAGUGGCGCUGCUCUUGCAGAUGCCGCUGAUCCUAGCUUGUUCGUCCGCAUUCUCGUUAUCGAGAUUUUCAGCUCCGUCCUGGGUCUAUUUGGUUUGAUCAUCGGCCUUUUGGUUGGCGGCAAGGCCCUGGACAUGGGUGCGGCUUAG
Penicillium subrubescens is the source of this 816-nucleotide messenger RNA. Its product is annotated as H(+)-transporting V0 sector ATPase subunit c''. Gene Ontology annotation, cellular component: proton-transporting V-type ATPase, V0 domain. Gene Ontology annotation, molecular function: proton-transporting ATPase activity, rotational mechanism. Bases 1 to 816 code for a protein of 271 amino acids. NCBI's taxonomy places the organism in Eukaryota, Fungi, Ascomycota, Eurotiomycetes, Eurotiales, Aspergillaceae. The transcript has 5 exons. Gene Ontology annotation, biological process: proton transmembrane transport. The record is from RefSeq and is a predicted model, not a curated record.